Gallus gallus (chicken) is the source of this 2399-nucleotide messenger RNA. It is a transcript of the gene ZNF467, whose product is annotated as zinc finger protein 467. The coding region runs from base 286 to 1992 and encodes 568 amino acids. Gene Ontology annotation, cellular component: nucleus. Lineage: Eukaryota; Metazoa; Chordata; Aves; Galliformes; Phasianidae. Gene Ontology annotation, molecular function: RNA polymerase II cis-regulatory region sequence-specific DNA binding; DNA-binding transcription factor activity, RNA polymerase II-specific. Gene Ontology annotation, biological process: regulation of transcription by RNA polymerase II. The transcript is spliced from 4 exons. The record is from RefSeq and is a predicted model, not a curated record.
GUAGUGCCGCUGCCGCUUCCCGCUGCGGGGCCGCGCCAGGGCCGGGCGGCGGCGGCGGCGGCGGCGGCGGAGCCCCGCGGGCGCUGCGCGGGGUCCGGAGCGGUCCCGGCGGCGGCGGUCGGUCCCGGCGGGGCGGGGAGGGCGGCGGAGCGCCGCGGGCGGCGGGGAGAGGGGAGCGGGGCCGGGCCCCACGGCGGCGGCGGCGGCGGCGGCGGUAGGAGCGGCGGAGGGACGAGAUCCGCCCCGGGACGGCGCCCCCGCCGCUGUGAAGCCGACGGCAGCGCCAUGAGGGAGAACUUCGACGCCCUGCUGGCCCUGGGCGUUCCCAUCGCCAAACCGGAGCCGGUGCCGCAGGCGGAGGAGUCGUGUGCCGGGGCGCAGCUGGAGGACGGCGAGGCGCCGGGCUGCGCCGGCUCGGGUGGGUGCCGGGCCGUGGGCGAGCGGCCGUCCCGCGCCGGGGUCUGCGCGGGGCCGGGGCGGCGCACGGCACUCGGCCUUACCGCGUAUCCCCCAGCGAGGCUGCUGGUGCCCAAGGAGGAGGUGCUGCCGGAGGGCGAUGCCGAUGGCGGCGGCGCCACGGGUGCCGCGCAGGGGCCGGAGCUCGGCUGCUCAGAGGACUGGCUGGUACGGAAGGUGAAGGUGGAGGACGAGGAUGAGGAGUGGGCGGCCGGGCUGGGCGCUGAGGCCCUGCUGGCGGGGCAGCCCCCGGGCAGCGCCUGCAAGCCGGAGCCGACGGAGGAGCCGGAGCUGCCGGGGGAGCCGGGGGAGCUGGGCUACGGCACGCUGCCCGCCUUCGCGUGGCCGCUGCUGGGCGAGGGCCCGGCCGGCGCCUGCCAACACUGCUGCUGCGCGGCGCAGUGCGGGCAGUGCGUCCCCCCGGCCCCGGCCCCGCCGCGGCCCUUCGCCUGCGCGCAGUGCGGGAAGGGCUUCGGCAAGAAGGCGCACCUGACGCGGCACCUGCGGGUGCACACCGGCGAGCGGCCGUACCCCUGCGCACAGUGCGGCCGCCGCUUCCGGCAGAAGAUCCACCUGCGCUCGCACCAGAAGACGCACACGGGCGAGCGGCCGUUCCCCUGCUCCGAGUGCGGGCGGCGCUUCCGCAAGAAGACGCACCUGGUGCGGCACCUGCGCACCCACACGGGCGAGCGGCCCUUCGCCUGCGCGCUCUGCGGCCGCGGCUUCGCCCACAAGCAGCACCUGCUGCGGCACCAACGCCUGCACGCCGAGCCGCCCGCCGACGCCGAGCCGCCCGCCGACGAGAAGCCCUUCCCCUGCCCCGAGUGCGGGAAGAGCUUCAGCUGGAAGAAGAACCUGACGUCGCACCGCCGGCUGCACCUGGAGGGGCGGCCCUUCGCCUGCGCCGAGUGCGGCCGCGGCUUCAGCGACAAGCGGCACCUGACGGCGCACCUGCGCGGGCACAUGGGGCUGAAGCCGUACGCCUGCCCGCACUGCGACAAGACCUUCAGCCACAAGCCCAACCUGGCCACGCACCAGCGCACGCACACGGGCGAGCGGCCCUUCGCCUGCCCCGACUGCGGCCGCGGCUUCGCCCACAACCAGCACCUGCUGCGGCACCUGCGCGUGCACACGGGCGAGCGGCCCUUCGCCUGCCCGCAGUGCGGGCGCUGCUUCAGCUCCCGGCCCAACCUGAUCGCCCACACCAAGGCGCACGCCGGCGCGCGCCCCUUCACCUGCGAGCAGUGCGGCCGCGGCUUCAGCCGCAAGUCCCACCUGGCGCGGCACCAGGCGGUGCACACCGGCACGCGGCCCUACGGCUGCUCCCAGUGCGCCAAGCGCUUCAGCUCCAAGACCAACCUGGUGCGGCACCAGGCCGUGCACACCGGCCACCGGCCCUACAUCUGCACCCAGUGCGGCAAGAGCUUCAGCCGCAAAACCCACCUGCUGCGCCACGAGCGCACCCACAGCACCGCGCCCGCGCCGCGGCAGGGCUGGGUGGCACCGGCGCCGGCCCCCGCCACGCUGUGCCCCUGAGCGCCGUCGGUGCCGCGCUCGGCAUCCUGCACCGGCACCGCGGGUGGGCGAAGGAUGCGGCGGCUCCGGCGUGGGAUGGGGCUGUUGGUGCUGCCCCCCGCUGUGGACCCCAGCAGCUGUGUUGCAUCGUGGCAUGGCGGGGACGGAGCCGAUGUGCCCCUGUGGCACAGUGGAAGGUGGCAGCUCCCACCGGGCACUGCGAUGCUCUCGGCCACCUUUUCCAUGCGUGCUGGGUCUGGGCCCGGUGCCCCUCUGCAGGGUGCAGCUCGGUGGCUCCGGCACCCUGACUGCGGCACUGCUGGUGGCUCCUGUGGGCUCACACUCUGCUCCCACCCUGCUCAGGCGCGGCCGGCUCCACUGCGGCAGGAAGAAGUCCUAAAUGCCAAUAAAAUGCCCUUUGCCAAGUU